Pteropus alecto (black flying fox) is the source of this 1713-nucleotide messenger RNA. It is a transcript of the gene MXRA8, whose product is annotated as matrix remodeling associated 8. Lineage: Eukaryota; Metazoa; Chordata; Mammalia; Chiroptera; Pteropodidae. The transcript is spliced from 9 exons. Gene Ontology annotation, cellular component: membrane; cell surface. Gene Ontology annotation, biological process: establishment of glial blood-brain barrier; cell adhesion. The coding region runs from base 40 to 1041 and encodes 333 amino acids. The record is from RefSeq and is a predicted model, not a curated record.
UUGGAGCUGGAGUGAGACAAAGCCAGGCCGGCAGGCGCCAUGGAGCUGCAGCCCCGCGUUCUGCUCUGGGAGCUGGUGCUCCUGCAGAGCUCUGCUGUCCUUCUGUCCUCAGGGCCAUCUGGGUCCUCGACGGCAGGCAGCUCCGUGGUGUCGGAGUCCGAAGUGACCUGGGCGGCUGGUGCCCGGGCUGUGCUACGCUGCCAGAGCCCUCGCAUGGUGUGGACCCAAGACCGGCUGCACGACCGCCAGCGCGUGGUCCACUGGGACAUCAGCGGCCGCCGCAGCGGCGGCCCCGCGCGCCGGCUCGUGGACAUGUACUCGGCCGGCGAGCAACGAGUGUAUGAGCCGCGCGACCGCGGCCGCCUCCUGCUGCCGCCCUCUGCCUUCCACGAGGGCAACUUCUCCCUGCUCAUCCGCGCGGUGGAGGAAACAGACGCGGGGCUGUACACCUGUAAUCUGCACCACCAUUACUGCCCCCUCUACGAGAGCCUGGCCAUCCGCCUCGAGGUCACUGACAACCGACACCGCACCCACAUGGCCCCCGCAGACCCUACUCUGGCGCGCGGCCGCAGCGUCAUCAACGUCAUCGUCCCCGAGGGCCGGGCCCACUUCUUCCAGCAGCUGGGCUACGUGCUGGCCACUCUGCUGCUCUUCAUCCUGCUGCUCAUCACCGUCGUCCUGGCCACGCGUCAGCGCCGACGCGGAGGCUACGAAUACUCGGACAAGAAAUCGUGGAAGUCAAAAGGGAAGGACGUGAACGUGGCAGAGUUUGCUGUGGUCACAGGGGACCAAGCUUUUUACAGGAGUGAAGACAUCCAAUUAGAUUACAAAAACAACAUCCUGAAGGAGAGGGCCGGGCUGGCUCACAGCUCUCCGCCCGCCAAGAGCGUUGACUUGGACAAAGGGGCAGAGGGCAGCCACCACCUGUCCCCUGGCUUCCAGACUUCAGGAAGGAGUACUGCAAAUAAGGUGACCUGGGCUCCUGGCUGGCCAGCAGCUCCGUUGACUUGUCCCCGUCUGUCUUGGAGCACGCCUUCCUGACUGGCCCCCCUUCCGGCGGCUGGUCCCGUCGUCCUGGAGCUUGGCCUGGACUGGCGCACCGUGAGGCUACCUCCAGACCCCUCCUCCUCCAGGCAGCAGUGGGCUCCUGGGACCCUGCCCGCGCUGUGGCUGUACCCCCUCAGCAGCUCUUUGCAGGCACUCACUGCGGGUCAUGCCCUGUGGGGGGAGUCUUGCCUGUGCAGGGGUGCCAGGAAGACCCCCUUGGAGCUGAGGUCAGCCUCAGAGGCAGCACUCGGCCCCCUUCACCCCUUCCUGGGGGGAGCUGCCUGCUGGUCCACGACUGCAGGGCUGUCCUUCCCCAGCCGGGCUGCCACGGGCCCUGCACGGGAACUGAGGGCUGCACACCCCAGGCCCUGGGUCAGUGCCCCUCUGUGCCCUGGCCUGCCACCUGGAGCCUUGUCCCUGCUUCUCAGCCUGCCCCAGCUUCUUCCCAACAAACUGCAUUGACAGUCACUGGGCUCCAUGUGACUUUUGGCUCCUCCCUGGGCUGGAGUCUGGGGCUGCGGCAUCAUUUGGCUUCUGUUUUGUCUGAGGACAGGGGAGCGCUGAAAAUGGUUCCAGGGUGGCCCAUAUGGCCACUCCCGACACCCCACAUUUGCUCCUCCUGGUCAGUUGCUGCCAACACAAUAAAGACCAUAUCUGAUUUUUAGA